Messenger RNA from Phaethon lepturus (White-tailed tropicbird), 2820 nucleotides. RefSeq names its product UDP-glucose:glycoprotein glucosyltransferase 2-like. NCBI's taxonomy places the organism in Eukaryota, Metazoa, Chordata, Aves, Phaethontiformes, Phaethontidae. The transcript has 23 exons. The annotation marks the transcript as partial. The record is from RefSeq and is a predicted model, not a curated record. Gene Ontology annotation, cellular component: endoplasmic reticulum. Gene Ontology annotation, molecular function: UDP-glucose:glycoprotein glucosyltransferase activity.
AUGCCUAGACUAAAACAAAGAGUCAAGCCACUAAGAGAUGAUGGCAGGAAUGUAAAGAAUGUCAUAACCUUCAGACAGGGAUUUGUUUUCAUUUUAAGUACAAAAGAAGAAAUUGAUGGAAAAGAAGAUGCUGGAAUAGCUCUUUGGAGAACCUUUAAUUACAUUGCAGAGGAAUCUGACACCUCUCAAGCCUUUACCUCGAUAAUUAAUAUGUACCAUGAAGUGAAAGAUGGAACUGUUCUAACAGUAAAUCACGUGAAAGAUGUUCUUAGAAGUGAAUACCCACAUGCUGAUGUUCAGAGUAUACUAGGUGUUCAUUCUGAAUAUGAUGAAGGGAGGAAGGCAGGAGCAACCUUUUAUAAAAAGACUGGCCUGGGUCCAUUGCCUCAAGCUCUCUUUAACGGCGUGCCCUUUAACAGAGAAGAGAUGGAUGCUGCCGAGUUAGAGACAGUUAUUCUUCAGAGGAUUAUUGAUGCCACCGGGUUCUUCCAGAGGGCAGUGUUCAUGAGUCUGUUAAAUGAUCAUGUAAAUGCAAUGGAUUUUCUUAUGGAUCAGCACAAUGUAGUUUCCCGUAUAAAACCCACUAUUCUUGGAGCAGAAAGAAGAUACAUACAUUUCAGAUCUACAUCUGUUCCAUUUGAUGUGGAAGACUUCUCUACAUUCUCCUUUUUGGACUCACAAGAUAAAAGUGCUGUAAUUUCAGACAACAUGAAGUAUUUAACAAAAAAGGGUGAAGAUGCAUUAUAUGCUGUUACUAUCUGGAUUAUUGCUGAUUUUGAUAAGCCAGCUGGGAGACGACUGCUUUCCAAUGCCUUGAAACACCUGAAAACAAGCAGUCAUGCACGAGUUGGGAUUUUGAACAAUCCUUCAUCAAAAAUAAAGGAAGAUAACACAGCCAUUGCAAGAGGAAUUUUGACCGCUUUUCUAACCCAAAACAACAGCAACUUAAAAAGUUUCCUAAGUAAACUCACUAAGGAAGAGACAGCAAAAUCCCUUGCUGCUGGAACUAAAAUUACGAAAUUCCUCAUCCCAGGAAUGGAUGACAAUACUUUUGAGAAGAAGUACAACACUUUAGGAUUGGAUUUAAUUAAAACCCAACAGAUGUUCUGCCAGGAGGUUCUUAAACUGCUUCCUGGGCAAAUGGCUGUUAUGAGCAAUGGCAGGGUACUGGGUCCUUUAGAUGAAAAUGAAUUCUAUGCAGAUGACUUUAAUUUGUUGGAAAAAAUAACAUACAGUACCUCAGCGGAGAAGAUUAAAGCUAUUGUUAAAGAGAUGGGAAACAAUAGUAAAAGUGGCAGUGAUUUGAUUAUGAAAAUAGAUGCCCUACUGUCAUCUUUGCCUAAAACAGAGAUGAGACAAGAUGCUGAAUUACUCAACGAACAGCACAGUGUAGUAAAAGUCGAUCCCCAACAGAAUGAACCAUUCUAUGAUGUUAUUGCUAUUGUGGAUCCAUUGACAAGAGAAGCACAGAAGAUGGCUCACUUAUUGAUUGUACUCAAAGACAUUAUCAAUGUGAAACUCAGGUUGUUUUUGAACUGCAGAUCUAAGCUGUCAGAAGUGCCACUGAAGAGCUUCUAUCGUUUUGUUCUGGAACCAGAAUUAACUUACGGGAUCAACAAACACCUUCCUUCUGAACCUGUGGCAAAAUUCCUAGAAUUGCCAGAAUCACCCCUUUUGACUCUAAACAUGGUCACUCCUGAAAGCUGGUUGGUUGAAGCAGUGAACAGUUCCUGUGAUUUAGAUAACAUUCAUUUACAGGAUAUGAAAGAGACAGUUAUAGCAGAAUAUGAACUAGAAUAUAUAUUGCUUGAAGGACAUUGCUUUGAUGUAACCACAGGACAACCUCCUCGAGGGUUACAGUUUACUCUGGGUACAAAGAAUAAUCCUGUCAUGGUUGAUACUAUUGUGAUGGCCAAUCUGGGAUAUUUUCAGCUGAAAGCAAAUCCAGGUGCUUGGACACUGAGAUUGCGUAAAGGAAGAUCUGAAGAGAUUUAUCAGGUUUUUUCCCAUGAAGGAACAGAUUCUGUUGCUGACCUGACAGAUGUUAUUGUGGUAUUAAACAACUUCAGAAGCAAAAUUAUCAAAGUCCAAGUACAGAAAAAGCCUGAUAAAAUUAAUGAAGAUCUCCUUACUGAUGGAAGAACAGGAAAAAAAGGAAAUCAGGUAUCAGUUACUAGAUUUUCAGAAGAAAUUCCAACAGAAGAGAAGGAAAAGAAAAGUGAUAUUCUUAACAUUUUUUCAGUUGCUUCAGGCCAUUUAUAUGAACGCUUUUUAAGAAUUAUGAUGCUUUCAGUCCUACGUCAUACAAAAACACCAGUUAAAUUUUGGUUUCUGAAAAAUUAUCUCUCCCCAACAUUUAAGGAUGUUAUUCCUCACAUGGCUAAAAAGUAUGAUUUCAAGUAUGAGUUAGUACAGUAUAAGUGGCCCCGCUGGCUUUAUCAACAGACAGAAAAACAAAGAAUUAUCUGGGGCUACAAAAUCCUUUUUUUGGAUGUUCUUUUCCCUUUGGCUGUGGAUAAAAUAAUAUUUGUCGAUGCUGAUCAGAUUGUGAGAAGUGACCUAAAAGAACUCAGAGAUCUAGAUCUAAAUGGAGCUCCCUAUGGAUACACACCUUUCUGUGACAGUCGUAAAGAAAUGGAUGGGUACCGUUUCUGGAAAUCAGGAUACUGGGCAUCACAUCUUGGGAAAAGGAAAUACCAUAUUAGUGCCUUAUAUGUUGUGGAUCUUAAAAAGUUCAGGAAGAUUGCAGCAGGAGAUAGGCUUCGGGGCCAGUACCAGGCUCUUAGUCAAGAUCCAAACAGUCUGUCAAAUCUAGAUCAG